CUUUUCCCUCCCCUGGCUAGGCUGGAGCUGUACAGAAAAGUGCCAAACCUGCGGAUCCUGGCCUGUGGCGGGGAUGGAACGGUUGGCUGGAUCCUCUCUAUCCUAGAUGAGCUGCAACUCACUCCCCAGCCUCCUGUGGCUGUCCUUCCACUUGGCACUGGGAAUGACCUUGCCCGCACCCUCAACUGGGGUGGGGGUUACACAGAUGAGCCUGUGUCCAAGAUCUUGUGUCAUGUAGAAGAUGGAACCAUUGUCCAGCUGGACCGAUGGAAUCUCCAGGUUGAGCGCAACCCAGAUUUGCCACAGGAUGAACUGGAAGAUGGGUCACGUAAGCUUCCACUCAAUGUCUUCAAUAAUUACUUCAGCCUUGGGUUUGAUGCACAUGUUACACUGGAGUUCCACGAAUCUAGAGAAGCAAAUCCAGAGAAAUUCAACAGCCGAUUUAGAAAUAAAAUGUUUUAUGCAGGGGCAGCCUUUUCAGACUUCUUGCAAAGAAGCUCGAGAGACUUAUCCAAGCACGUUAAAGUUGUGUGUGAUGGUACAGACCUGACUCCAAAGAUCCAGGAGCUGAAGUUCCAGUGUAUAGUGUUUUUAAACAUUCCCAGGUAUUGUGCUGGCACAAUGCCCUGGGGAAACCCUGGAGAUCACAGAGACUUUGAACCUCAGCGCCAUGAUGAUGGCUACAUUGAAGUCAUUGGGUUUACCAUGGCCUCACUGGCUGCUCUCCAAGUGGGUGGUCAUGGAGAGAGGUUGCAUCAGUGCCGUGAGGUGACGCUUUUAACGUACAAGUCUAUCCCCAUGCAAGUGGAUGGUGAACCUUGUCGGUUGGCUCCCUCACUCAUUCGGAUCUCCCUAAGGAACCAAGCCAACAUGGUGCAGAAGAGCAAGAGGAGAACAUCCAUGCCUUUGUUGAAUGAUCCUCAUUCCAUCCCUGAUCGCCUGCGGAUCAGAGUGAACCGGAUUAAUUUGCAAGAAUAUGAGGGGCUACAUUAUGACAAGGAAAAACUCCGUGAAGCUUCCAUUCCCUUAGGAAUUAUAGUUGUACGAGGAGAUUGUGACUUGGAGACCUGUCGUAUGUAUAUUGACCGUCUACAAGAGGACCUGCAGUCAGCAACUUCUACUACACAGAGAGUUCAUUACCAGGACCAAGAAAGCUCUUUCCCAAGAGUACUUUCUGUUCAGAGGCUCUCUCCUAGAUGGUGCUUCCUAGAUGCAACUUCCGCUGAUCGUUUUUACCGCAUUGACAGAUCUCAGGAACAUUUGCACUUUGUGACGGAAAUUUCGCAGGACGAGAUUUUUAUUCUGGAUCCAGAGCUGGUAAUGUCACAGCAGGGGGGGACGCCACCUGGAAUGCCUGAUCUGGUAGUGGAGCAGGCCUCUGGAAUAUCAGAUCGGUGGAAUCCUGCUGUUAGAAAGAGGAUGCUGAGCGACAGUGGCCUUGGCAAGAUUUCCCCGCACUACGAGGUACCUGACAAACAAAAGGACGCCAGCCAGGCCUAUAUGCUGCAGUCACCAGUUUCUUCAGAAGAUCAAGGUAAGAUCUACUUUAUACAUACAAACAGCAUAUAAAAAUUAG
Messenger RNA from Meleagris gallopavo (turkey), 1576 nucleotides. The record is from RefSeq and is a predicted model, not a curated record. NCBI's taxonomy places the organism in Eukaryota, Metazoa, Chordata, Aves, Galliformes, Phasianidae.